This is a messenger RNA of Aspergillus luchuensis, 405 nucleotides long. RefSeq lists its product as uncharacterized. Lineage: Eukaryota; Fungi; Ascomycota; Eurotiomycetes; Eurotiales; Aspergillaceae. The transcript is spliced from 2 exons. The record is from RefSeq and is a predicted model, not a curated record. Bases 1 to 405 code for a protein of 134 amino acids.
AUGCAUAUCAGCUUUGAUAGUAUCAGCUUCUACCAUCCUCCUCCUCCAAAACUUCAAACUACUGUGUCUGCUUCCCGUUGGAAAUUGUACAAGGCUCCUCCAGCUCCACAUAGCCUUUCACGCCCUCUUCCACCCAAACCCCCUAUCCUUAUAGCAAACAUCCCGAUCUCGGAUAAACAGCCAACUGCUGUCCAGCAAUCCCAGAAUCCUACGGAAGAUGAGGCUUCAGCAACACCGGCAUUCCGCAAUGCGUUUGAUGUCGAACUCGGGAGAGUCUCGAGAGAGUAUUUGUGGCGGAAAACAACCCAAUUGCGGGUGAGACAGAUCUGGAAAUACACUGUGGUUGUGGGCUCCCAGGUGAAAUCGCAUCAGAUGUACCCCAACGUCAGGUACCACAUUCAGUGA